Messenger RNA from Colletotrichum truncatum, 1107 nucleotides. RefSeq lists its product as uncharacterized. NCBI's taxonomy places the organism in Eukaryota, Fungi, Ascomycota, Sordariomycetes, Glomerellales, Glomerellaceae. The record is from RefSeq and is a predicted model, not a curated record.
AUGAUGGAUAAUGGCUCACUACCCGACCCCGAAGGGGGUAACAAUCAUAGAUGGUUGCUGAUUCUCACUGCGGGUGCAGUAAUUGCUGCAUCCCUUCAUCUCCGAAUCAAUAUUCAAGGGAGGAGAUUGCUCACGAGCGAUAUACUCCUUUGUCUGGCCUGGUGCUCCGCGGUGGCGACGGCAUCUUUCGAUAUUCAGUUCACGGUUAUGGGUGCUUUAAAACAGCAUGUGAAGAUAACAUUGGAUGGCUACGAUGGCAGUGACGCUGACACUGCCCUAAUCUUGCGGGUGUGCUACUACACCAGCACCUUAUUUGAACGGUUGCUAACAUUGGCUGUCAUUCAGCUUUUCUGGGCCAGCAGUAUUCCAUUCUUUACGACAUUUUAUCUUUGUAAAGCAGCACUUCUCGUCAUCUACCUUCAAUUUUUCCCACUAUUCAUGUAUUAUCGAAGGAUGCUGGUUUGGGCAACGAUUGUUUACACUGGGCUUGCAUAUCUAACCAGCAUCUUGCUGUUGUUUGCGAUUUGUUUACCUCUCAGUAAAAACUGGGCGGUACAAGACCACCUUGCCGAGACUGACGAUGUGAUGUGCUCGGCAUCUUCGCCAGCCAUUGUGUUCCAGGUUGGAUGGGCGUUACACUUCUUCGGGGAUGUUCUUGUGUUCUUACUCCCAUGGCUCAUCAUCCCAAAUUUGAAGAUCAGACGAACAUUGAAGAUGGGGGUCUAUUUUACCUUCGGCCUGGGGAUAAUCAAUAUGACAUUUUCCCUGGUCAGAUUUAUAACGAUUGAAACCGUUCCCAUUGAUGAUUUGCCUUUUGGCUUAGUCGAACUGUGGAGCGAGCUGGAUGUCAACAUUGGUCUACUGGUUGCUAGCUUACCAUCACUACGACCAUAUUUUCGAUCAAGUCGUAUGUUGGGCUAUUCCGAUGGCUCACAUGGUUACAACUACAAGUCAACAGUCAAGACACCAAUGCGAGCUUCUUGCAUGACUGAGUUCGAUAUUAGGACAUUACCAACCGUUACAGAAGACAUCGACCUCGAGAAUGCUGCCGCGAGUUCUUCAACACAGUCACAAAAGUCGGGCCUCGAGGUUCAGAGCAUCUGUUAG